Molecule: messenger RNA, 5782 nt
Organism: Pogoniulus pusillus (Red-fronted tinkerbird)
Lineage: Eukaryota; Metazoa; Chordata; Aves; Piciformes; Lybiidae
Gene: SIN3B
Product: SIN3 transcription regulator family member B
Exons: 19
Coding region: 1-3411 (1136 amino acids)
Biological process (GO): negative regulation of transcription by RNA polymerase II
Cellular component (GO): Sin3-type complex; chromatin
Molecular function (GO): transcription corepressor activity
Source: RefSeq, a predicted model, not a curated record
AUGGCGGCGGGGGGCGGCGGCGGCGGCCGGGGGGGCAGCGCCCCGCGCUGGGGCGGCGGCGGCGGCCGGGCCGCAGCACAGGAGAAGCUGCCGGUGCAUGUGGAGGAUGCUCUUUCCUACCUGGACCAGGUGAAGAUCCGCUUUGGCAGUGACCCCGCCACCUACAAUGGCUUUUUGGAGAUCAUGAAAGAGUUUAAGAGCCAGAGCAUUGACACACCCGGAGUAAUCCGACGUGUUUCACAGCUCUUCCACGAGCAUCCCGACCUCAUCGUAGGAUUCAAUGCUUUCCUUCCUCUGGGCUACAGGAUAGAAAUUCCAAAGAAUGGGAAGUUAAGUAUCCAGUCACCUUUGAACAGCCAGGUGCCCUCCGAGCCAGUUCCCAGUGCUCUCCCUGGCAGUGGGCUGCUGUUGCAUUACUCCCAGGAGAAUUCACACAACCACAGUGACUGUUCCGAGGAGUUUAGGCAGCAGCUCUCAUACAAAGAUGAUAAAUCCCAAAUUCCUUUGGAGUCUGAUUCCGUGGAGUUCAAUAAUGCCAUCAGCUAUGUGAACAAGAUCAAAACACGCUUCCUUGACCAUCCAGAAAUUUACAGAUCCUUCUUGGAAAUUCUCCAUACUUACCAGAAGGAACAGCUGAACACUAAAGGCCGACCCUUCCGCGGCAUGUCAGAGGAAGAAGUUUUUACUGAAGUGGCAAAUCUCUUCAGGGGACAGGAGGAUCUGCUUUCUGAGUUUGGACAGUUCCUCCCAGAGGCUAAAAGGUCCUUGUUCACAGGAAAUGGACCCUGUGAAGUGAACAGCGUCCAGAAAACUGAGCAUGAGAAGAAUCUGGAACACAGCAAGAAGCGAUCAAGACCACUGCUGCUGCGUCCUGUUUCUGGACCAGCAAAGAAGAAAAUGAAACUGAGAGGUACCAAAGAUCUGUCAGUAGCAACAGUGGGAAAAUAUGGGACACUGCAAGAGUUUUCCUUCUUUGACAAGGUGCGCAGGGUGCUAAAGAGUCAGGAAGUCUAUGAGAAUUUCCUCCGUUGCAUUGCUCUCUUCAACCAGGAGUUGGUCUCUGGCUCUGAGUUACUCCAGCUAGUGACACCAUUUUUAGGGAAAUUCCCAGAACUCUUUGCACAGUUCAAGUCCUUUCUUGGUGUGAAAGAGCUUUCCUUUGCUUCUCCAUUGAGCGACCGAUCUGGGGAUGGAAUGAGUCGGGAAAUUGAUUACGCAUCCUGCAAGCGCAUAGGGUCCAGUUACCGAGCUCUCCCCAAAACCUACCAGCAGCCAAAGUGCAGUGGAAGGACAGCCAUCUGCAAGGAGGUGUUGAAUGAUACUUGGGUUUCAUUUCCAUCUUGGUCUGAAGACUCCACUUUUGUCAGCUCCAAGAAGACCCCUUAUGAGGAGCAGCUGCACCGUUGUGAAGAUGAACGUUUUGAGUUGGAUGUUGUCUUGGAGACCAAUUUAGCCACAAUACGUGUGCUGGAGAGUGUGCAGAAAAAGCUCUCUAGGCUGACUCAGGAAGACCAGGAGAAAUUCCGUCUGGAUGACUGCUUGGGAGGGACGUCAGAAGUGAUCCAGCGCAGGGCAAUCUACCGCAUCUAUGGGGACAAAGCACCAGAGAUCAUCGAAAGUCUUAAGAAGAACCCAGUUACUGCAGUUCCUGUUGUCCUGAAGAGAUUGAAAGCUAAGGAGGAGGAAUGGAGGGAAGCCCAGCAGGGCUUCAACAAAAUCUGGCGAGAGCAGUAUGAGAAAGCCUAUCUGAAGUCCCUUGACCACCAGGCUGUCAACUUCAAACAGAAUGACACCAAAGCUUUGCGCUCCAAGAGCUUGCUGAAUGAAAUUGAGAGUGUCUAUGAUGAGCAUCAGGAGCAGCAUUCAGAGGGGAGAAGUUCAUCCACAAACGAGCCUCAUCUUAUCUUCAUCUAUGAGGACAAGCAGAUUUUGGAAGAUGCAGCAUCUCUCAUCAGCUACUAUGUAAAAAGGCAGCCCACUAUCCAAAAGGAGGAUCAGGCCACCAUCAGGCAGAUCGUGCACCACUUCAUACCUGAGCUGUUCUUCUCUCAGCCCCCCGAGCACAGCAUUUCUGAAGAGUCAACAGAUGAGGACAGAGAAAACCAUCAUGGGCAGAACCUGGAUGCUCCUGAGCUACGGAAAAAACAUGUGCCUGUGCCUCCAAGCAGUCCUUUGGAGGCCAAAACAACCUUCUGUGAUGUGACAGCUGCAGAGCCCCACAACACUCUGGAUGAUGUCUACAGCCUGUUCUUUGUCAAUAACAAUUGGUACUUCUUCCUCCGCCUUCACCAGACUCUGUGCUCGAGGCUCCUAAAGAUUUAUCGCCAGGCUCAGAAGCAGCUUCUAGAAUAUCGGACUGAAAAGGAGAGAGAGAAACUCCUGUGUGAAGGAAGGAAGGAAAAAAACAACGAUCCAGCCAUGGAACUGAGGCUGAAGCAGCCAAGUGAGGUGGAGCUGGAGGAGUACUAUCCUGCCUUCCUGGACAUGGUGAGGAGUCUGCUGGAUGGGAACAUUGACCCAACGCAGUACGAGGACACCCUGAGGGAGAUGUUCACCAUCCAUGCCUAUAUUGGCUUUACUAUGGACAAGCUGGUGCAGAACAUUGUCCGCCAGCUUCACCACCUAGUGAGUGAUGACAUCUGCUUGAAGGUCGUUGAGCUCUACCUGAACGAAAGGAAGCGAGGUGCUGCUGGAGGCAACCUGUCCUCCAGGUGCGUCCGCGCGGCGAAGGAGACCAGCUAUCAGUGGAAGGCUGAACGCUGCAUGGCAGAUGAAAACUGUUUCAAGGUCAUGUUCCUUCAGCGGAAGGGCCAAGUGAUCAUGACCAUUGAGCUGCUGGAUACAGAAGAAACCCAGACAGAAGACCCCAUGGAGGUCCAGCACCUGGCUAACUACAUGGAGCAGUAUGUUGGGGUGGAAGGAGCUGCAAGUAGCCAGAACGAGGGGUUCUUGCUGAAGCCAGUCUUCCUGCAAAGAAACCUGAAGAAGUUUCGCAAGUGGCAGUGUAAGCAAGUGAGGGCUCUGCGCAGUGAGGUGAAGAGCUCCUGGAAGAGGCUGAUCGGGGUGGAAAGUGCCUGCAACAUGGACUGCCGCUUCAAGCUCAACACCCACAAGAUGAUGUACAUCAUGAACUCGGAGGAUUACAUGUACCGGCGGGGAGCUCUCUGCAGGGCCAAGCAGGUGCAGCCAAUGGUACUGCUGAAGCACCACCAGCAGUUCGAAGAGUGGCACAAUAGGUGGCUAGAAGAGAAUGUGACCAUGGAGGCAGUGGACGUAGUCCAAGACUGGCUGAUGGGGGAUGAAGAUGAGGAGAUGGUGCCCUGUAAAACCACUUGUGAGACAGUGAAUGUCCACGGGGUCCCAGUGAACAGAUACCGAGUUCAGUACAGCCGCCGCCCAGCCUCACCCUGAGCACAGACUUGUUCCUGCGACUGAGACAAGCGAUGAGACAUGUACCGAGGAGAGCGGUGGGAAUGCAGUGUGUCAGUUACUGAUAUUUAUCCAAACAGCAUUUUACUUGGAUUAUGAUGUAUUUUCCAUAUGGCAUAGACUUGUCUUCUUGCAGUGUAAUCCUCCAGCCAUCACAAAGAGACUUUUAAAAGCUUAAUAGGAAGAGGACUCUCAGCGUGGCCACAAACCCUGUGGCAGUUUCCUAGCUCCAGGCCACUGCUGACCAGCCAAUGCUGCAAGGCUGAAUGAGGGGCUCUGGGCAAGCUACCUCUGCUGGCUUUGUUGGAGAGAUGGAGCUAGGCUGAUGUUUGAGCAGAUGCUGGCAGCUGCUUCCACUUUGAAGGUUUAAUGGGUGUUCCUCUCUUGCUGAAUUUAUGCCAUCUUGCAGCCUGCAGAGCUCUUCAGUGUCACCUCUGAACACCAGUGGAGCGAGUGGCUUCGUCCUCCCUGCACUACCGAGGCUACAAGCACAGUGCUUGCUGCUGCUGCUCUGGUGAGGAAAUGCCAAAACUGAGACGAGGGUGAAGGGCCUACCAAGUGCUCUGGUUCUCACUCCUCGGCAGAGUAUUUCUGGAGCAUCAGCUAAGGGUAUGAAACUCUGAGCUGCAGUUUGUGUUACAAGGCAGCCCAGGCCUGUCAGCCCUCCCUCUGCGGUCGUGCCUGGGACUCUAUCUUGCUGCUUUGUGAACUUGGGACCUGCUGCUGACUCUGCCUUCUCAGACCUGGAGCUGCUCGCAGCGUGUGCCUGGGGAGGAGUAUCCAUUGCGAGAUCUGGCUCUGUUUUGUGUGUGUGUGUGUGUGGUGUUGUAUUUUGCAUGCUGAUGGGCAGCCUCCGUAGACUGCGUGCCCAGGCGCUUCGUUGUCCUGCAAGCCCGGCGCCGGCAGCGCUGCAGGAGCAGCAGCAGAUGGCGCUCCGGCGGCACGCCCGAGCCCGCCUUUGGCCCGGCUGCUUCCUGCUGAGUCAGCACAGCUGCUGCCUUCGCAGUGACACACAUGGAAACCUGUAACGGGCAGGAGCUUUUCCACUGAACCCUCUCUGCUUCCAGCUAAGCUUCCUCGCAAUGGAACCUAACAAAUCUCUGCCCUGAGCCACGCAGAUCUCACCUCCCUUGUGACUCAAUCUACUGGAAAAUCAAGAAGACUUUGUUGUUUGUCAUCAAUCCCUCUGUGGCUUCACUCUUGCUUUUGAGGGGCCAAAGGCAAGCACACUGUCCAUGGAGUGUAUUACAAAUACAAUGUCUUGAGGCAGGUCUAGUGUCCUCUCAGCUCUGGUUGCAGCUUUUUCCUGGCUUUUGGGGGAAUACCCCCCCCCGACCUCCAUAUUUUCUGUGGCUUUGAACUCUCAGUUAUAAUUUCUGCCAGACCGAAGUAGUAGCCUGCAGGAUUUGUCCUGGGUUAUUUCCACUGUACAACACUGGUUCUGCAAUUGUCUCUCUUGACAGCAGAAAAAAAUUGGCCUUUGGGGUACAUUUAAUAGAAAACUGUACUGACUCUUUGUCUUUUGUGCAAAAUAAUCUGUAGGAGGGAAGGAGGGUGGCCAGUCUCUGGCAUUUGUGGCCACUUGCACAACUACUGCCAGCAGAGGACUUCAUCAGAAGCUCAUGUUCUUGUUGGCUGCUAAAGUUUAGUUACUGAAAUGGUCUGAAGGUUCUUCCCCUUCCCUUGUUGCAGGGAUAAAAGACACAACAGAGCUCUGAGGGGAUGGCUGGAGGAGCAGGGGGAUGAGCCAGUGCGAAGCACAGUAUCCUCUUUUUGCUUCCCGACAGCUCAUCGAAGUACACCUCAGUCAUGUUCACCUCUGCUGUAUUCCAGUGGAGAUGACAACUGUGCCAAAUUUUAUGGGUUUAUGAUACAGACAAAUGUUUACUAGGAAAUAGGUUGCAACUUGUGGCUUAAAAUGCAUUUGAUUUCACGUGUCCCGAGGUGCAGGAGGGUCACAGCCCGUGCCCCGUCCUGUUCCACCUCCUCAUUUUUAAGUGUACUUCAGGUAUUUUUAAGCAUCCUUAUUUUGUAAACCUUAAUUUAUGAUCUGAAUGGCUUAAAUAAGACUUUUGCCCUUGCCAGUGCUCUUGUCUCCAAAGGGAUAGCAGCAAGUGAUGUGAAUGGAGUCAGCAGGCAGUGCAGGCUUGAGGGGCUUGCUAAUGGCUGAGAGUUUAAGCUCGACCUCUGUGUCUCUGCUAGCAGGACCCUGAUUCAAGAGUUUGCUCUUCCAUUUUUUGAAGGAUCUUUGCUUUUGGGCUUGUAAUUGCUUUGCCAGCUCUUUGAAUGUAGUUUUUUUUAAUAUUUAUUUGCACAUUCAAGUAAAAUAAAAUAUUGGUUUUAAAAGUCCAAA